AUGUCUCUCUCCCUUGACCAAAAGGUCCGACUCCUGGCCCGCCAGGUCCAGCGCUUCCACGAAUACAGCGCUGGGACAGGCCGUCCCAACAGCAAGAUUGUCAAGACUCCUGACGUCAAGCUUGCUGCAGCCCUCGAGCCAGCCUUUGGCUUGUACGAGUCUGGCGACACCAAGGCCACGCAUGAGUCGUGGCCGUUUUACUGGCAGCUGCAUGGAAAGGGGCGCCUCCUUACGCGAGACUUGGAGUGGUUCAGGUAUGUGGGCUACAAGCUCCUCUACAAUGGCAAGGUGAGCUCUUCAGACUUGCCAAAGUCAACUUACGAGGAGGCGCCCAAGGAGAGCUGGGAUGAGUUGUACGGACCUCCGGCCCCCCAGCAAACCGAACUAGAGCGGGGGGCUAUGUGGGCUGCGACUGGCAAUGAGACGUGGCCUCGUGUGAACGAGAAGCCAAAGUCGCAAGUCGCAGUCUCUGAAAGCAGAGACCGAUACACUCGGGAAUACCCAUCGUCCCAGAAUCUGGCUGAUGGUGGCGAUCUCAUCACAUUGGCCACUGAAGUGGUGCCCAUCAACAAGUCUCUAUGCGACUAUGAACCUCUGUGUCCCGAAUAA
Molecule: messenger RNA, 609 nt
Organism: Fusarium subglutinans
Lineage: Eukaryota; Fungi; Ascomycota; Sordariomycetes; Hypocreales; Nectriaceae
Exons: 1
Coding region: 1-609 (202 amino acids)
Source: RefSeq, a predicted model, not a curated record